Messenger RNA from Elgaria multicarinata webbii, 2758 nucleotides. It is a transcript of the gene HSPA9, whose product is annotated as heat shock protein family A (Hsp70) member 9. The transcript has 17 exons. Bases 43 to 2055 code for a protein of 670 amino acids. Gene Ontology annotation, biological process: protein folding. Gene Ontology annotation, cellular component: mitochondrion; cytoplasm. Gene Ontology annotation, molecular function: ATP-dependent protein folding chaperone; ATP binding. NCBI's taxonomy places the organism in Eukaryota, Metazoa, Chordata, Lepidosauria, Squamata, Anguidae. The record is from RefSeq and is a predicted model, not a curated record.
UUCCUGCCUGCCUCCUUCCGCGGCCUUGUCCUCGCUGCCACCAUGCUGAGCGCCGCCCGCUUAAUGGUUCUGCGCCGCGGAGGGGCCGCUCCCGGGCCAGCCCAGGUUAUCUGGAAUGGAUUAAGUCAAGAAAGCCUCAGAAGAGUAACAAGCAGGAAAUAUGCCUCCGAAGCAAUCAAAGGUGCUGUCAUUGGUAUUGAUCUUGGCACAACCAAUUCUUGUGUGGCAGUCAUGGAAGGAAAGCAAGCCAAAGUGCUGGAAAAUGCAGAAGGUGCCAGGACCACCCCUUCUGUUAUAGCAUUCUCAGGCGAGGGUGAGCGCCUGGUGGGAAUGCCCGCUAAACGGCAGUCCGUAACAAAUCCCCACAAUACCUUCUAUGCUACCAAGCGGCUAAUUGGGCGGCGAUACGAUGAUACGGAAGUGCAGAAAGAUAUCAAGAACGUUCCUUUUAAAAUAGUUCGUGCCUCCAACGGCGAUGCCUGGGUAGAAUCUCACGGAAAGCUGUAUUCCCCAAGCCAAAUCGGUGCCUUCAUAUUAAUGAAGAUGAAAGAGACUGCAGAAAACUACUUGGGGCAUCCGGCAAAAAAUGCUGUCAUCACAGUCCCUGCUUAUUUCAACGAUUCUCAACGGCAGGCUACUAAGGAUGCCGGGCAGAUUGCUGGAUUGAAUGUUUUGAGAGUGAUAAAUGAGCCCACAGCUGCAGCACUGGCCUAUGGCUUAGACAAGGCUGAAGACAAAAUUAUUGCAGUCUAUGACUUGGGUGGUGGCACUUUCGAUAUUUCUGUCUUGGAAAUUCAGAAGGGAGUCUUUGAGGUCAAAUCCACCAAUGGUGACACUUUCUUGGGUGGUGAAGAUUUUGACCAAGCCUUGUUGCAGCAUAUUGUAAAAGAGUUCAAGAGAGAGACAGGUGUCGAUUUAACUAAAGAUAACAUGGCUCUACAGAGAGUGAGGGAAGCCUCAGAAAAAGCAAAGUGUGAACUCUCUUCUUCAGUCCAGACAGACAUUAACUUGCCGUACCUUACAAUGGAUGCUUCGGGACCAAAGCACUUGAACAUGAAGCUGACUCGCUCUCAGUUUGAGGGGAUUGUGGCCGAUCUGAUUCGGAGGACCAUCGCACCUUGCCAGAAAGCCAUGCAGGAUGCUGAAGUCAGCAAGAGUGACAUUGGAGAAGUUCUCUUGGUUGGCGGCAUGACCAGAAUGCCGAAGGUGCAACAGACUGUCCAGGACAUGUUUGGUCGUGCUCCUAGCAAAGCAGUUAAUCCUGAUGAGGCUGUUGCCAUUGGUGCUGCCAUCCAAGGGGGAGUGUUGGCUGGUGAUGUUACUGAUGUGCUGCUGCUGGACGUAACUCCCCUUUCCCUGGGAAUUGAGACGCUAGGGGGAGUGUUCACUAAGCUCAUCAACAGGAACACCACUAUUCCAACUAAGAAGAGCCAGGUAUUUUCUACAGCUGCUGAUGGACAGACUCAGGUGGAGAUCAAAGUCCAUCAGGGUGAGAGGGAAAUGGCUGCGGACAAUAAACUUCUUGGCCAGUUUACUUUGGUUGGGAUUCCACCAGCGCCAAGGGGAGUACCCCAGAUCGAGGUCACCUUUGACAUUGAUGCCAAUGGAAUUGUUCACGUCUCUGCAAAAGAUAAAGGCACAGGACGGGAGCAACAGAUUGUGAUCCAGUCUUCUGGUGGCCUUAGCAAAGAUGACAUUGAGAAUAUGGUGAAGAACGCAGAGAAAUAUGCAGAAGAAGACAGGCGAAGGAAGGAACGUGUUGAAGCUGUAAACAUGGCAGAAGGAAUCAUCCAUGAUACAGAAUCCAAGAUGGAAGAGUUUAAAGAUCAGUUGCCUGCUGAUGAGUGCAACAAGCUGAGAGAAGAAAUUGCGAAAAUGCGGGAGCUGCUGGCUCGUAAGGACAGCGAAACGGGCGAGAAUAUCCGGCAGGCAGCCUCCACCCUUCAGCAAGCGUCCCUGAAACUUUUUGAAAUGGCCUACAAAAAGAUGGCAUCAGAGCGGGAGAGUUCCGGGAGCUCCGAGACCUCUGGGGAUCAGAAGGAAGAAAAGCAAUAACUUCCAUAGACGGGAGCAGGAAGAGGACAAUGUUCCAACGCUUAGGAGCCAAAGGACCUUCCUGAGCAGCUGUGGGCAAACUUAUGUCUUACUGUGUUUUUGCAGUAUUCUAUACAUAAUUUCCUAAAUGUAUACAGUUAGUGACGGUGUCUACUAGUGAAAUUGUCAGCCGAUUUAAAAGAAAAAAUAUAUAUUAAUGCGAGACAGCUCCCCAUGGUCAGUGACACUUUCAAGUGCAUCCCGGGGGUUCGUGGAGCUCCCCGAGUAGACAGGGGUAAGCGCAGCACUAAUCUCUGAAGAUUCAGAAACCAUGUCACAAAUUCAGAGUAGGGCUGGGAUUCCUGAUGCUGGGAUUGUGUAAAUUCCAACCUGGACGCUCCUUAGGGGAAGGGGGUUUCUGCUUUAGUGCGAGGAGAUUUUUAUGGGGCCUGGGUUCAGCAGAGGCUGGGCUAUCGACCUAGGUAGAGGAUGUGCGGAUCUGCACCUUAGGGCUUAGUAUCCUUGUCUCAAAGGAGGUGGGUUGUUUUAAUGUAGCUGUUACUAUAAAUAAGGCUACUCUGAAGGGUCAUGCACUGCUUGUUGAAGCUUUUCUGUUCUGUCCAGUGUCAAUUCCUCCUUGCAGAAAAACUACUUCCCUAUUAAUAAAAUUGUUCUUACAUGAUCUAGCCUGUGUGUUUAAAAAUAAAUGCUUUAUUUACAUCUU